Molecule: messenger RNA, 2155 nt
Organism: Melanotaenia boesemani (Boeseman's rainbowfish)
Lineage: Eukaryota; Metazoa; Chordata; Actinopteri; Atheriniformes; Melanotaeniidae
Exons: 5
Coding region: 279-1391 (370 amino acids)
Source: RefSeq, a predicted model, not a curated record
GACAUUACUCACCUGAAAUCGAAACAUCUAUCUUCAGACUGUUGGGAAAAGAAGUGCAUCGGGAGCGAGGCGGCGCGCAAAUGACGCAGCAGAGACGUCGUCUUCUUGAACGUGCGUACUGGGCGACGGGCACGUGCACGCAUUUGGGCGAAGACGGGAGCGGCGCUUGUGUUGCUGUUGUUUCCUCCGUCUGCUGCAGAAAGUGAGGAAGAGGGGUAUCUGCAGAAUACCAGCAACAGGAACGACACGACUAAAGUGUGUGUGUGAACUGAACCACCAUGGUUCGGUGGCAGCUCUGCACUCUGGAGCACCUGAUAACGUCCGGGUUUGGUCAUCCUUUUCCACGCCACGGCCUGCAGCUGCUGUUCUGGUUUGCCAACCACUGUGUGACCUGUGAGCUCGAAAACUCCGUGGAAGUCAUGAAGCUGGUGUCAGACUGUCAGCCAGAGACCGGCGUCUACGGCUUCCACCUGUUUGGAAACAUGGAGGAACUGUUACCUGUGCUGCACAAACCAAAGAAGCGCAAGAGGAAGAAACAGUUUACAUACUUUGAGGUUGGUAACCUGAACACAGAGACGUACCCGUCUUCUGCAAACCUGCCGGCGUUUGUGAGAGAAAAUUAUGGCUUUGAUGGUGACUACAGUAUCUCCAACAUGGACCGCAUCAUCAUCAGCUACCAGGCGGGGAGCGGGGUGGUGGAGACGGUGUACGUCACCGAGCACGAUGAUGCCGCCUUCGGCAGGUUUCGACCCGACCGGACUCACAAGGUCAGCUCUGAGCUGGUCCGAGCUCUGCAGAACCCUCAGCUGGACAUCAGCAGCUUCCUCAUUCAGAUGGGUUACUAUGGAAACGCAGAGGUUUUUGAGGAUGCAGCGGAGAUGUAUGACUCAGACCCUGCCACACAGCUAAUAUGUAGCAUGAUGCAAAAUGAUCACCUGGGAUUCUUCUCAGAGGCCUUCAGCCAACAUCUGGGCAUGAACUUUGACCCCUUCGGCUCUGACCAGCAUGCACAGCACGGCUUUAACACAAACUCACACAGUAGUGGGCCGGUGGUCAGCUACGGGAACGUGAAACGGAAAAACAAGAAGCCUAAAGCCGUUAAGAAACCACGAGCCCCGCGGGAAUUUUACUGGGAUUACAGCUGGAGGCCGUACAAAGCUUAUGAUGAGGAGGAGGACAAGAAGAGGCGUGGAGGUGGAGGAUUCAGCUUUCUGAAGCUCCUCCUUGGUGCUGGAGCUCUGUACGUGGCAGCCAAAUGCAUCAGCUGGUGGUUCAGGAAUCUCUGGAACCAGGACUGGAACCAGGACUGGAACCAAACCAUCCUGCAUCUGAUGCCACGGAGGACUCCGAGUUAUCCACGUACACACAUCAUGCUGGAUUAUGUGUACUAGACGCCAUGCUGAAAUCAGCGGAUUCUGCUCGGAGAUGAAGAUCCUACAAUGAACUUUUCAUACUGGAAGAAAAAAAAGAAUUAUGAUUUUAAUCUAGAUUUUUAUUUUUAUAUUUUAACUGAACUGAAUGGAAUCAUUUUAACGUCUAACAGUGGCUGCUGACUUGUUUUCUGACUGAAACUUUAGUUAUAAAAUAUUCUGAUAUUAGAUCAAUUUCAAUGAUAACAAAAGCAGUAAAGUCGAUGUGUCUGGUGUAAUUCAAGGCCACAAUGUCACAUAAGUCACAUGUUCUACAGUUUUACAGACUCAAAGUCCAGAAUAAAAGCAGGACAUUUAAUACAUGCACUAAAGUUGCUUCUUUGUCCCCCACAAAGAAGCACCUAUACCAGUGUCUCUAAGUCAGGACUGUACUGGUCCCUGUACUGGUCCCUGUACUGUACCGGUCUCUGUACUGUACUGGUACUUGUACUGUACCGGUCCCAAAAUAAUUACAUUUUAUGAGACAUUCAUGAAAACAUAAAUCUGCAUUCAUCUUCCUAAAAGAGCCUGGAAAGAACGACUCCUGCAGCCAUGAACUCGUCCAUCUCUCAUGAUGUCCUCAUGUGCUUCCCUGUCUGUAGAAAGCUUCAUGUUCCCUCUAAAUAAAGACGUCUUCAGUUCGUCUGCACAUGCACUAAGCCUGCCACGGAGAACGUUGGCUCCUGUGGUUCAUUCAGCACUUAACUGUAACACUGUUAUUCUAUAAUGAAAUGUAAUAAAUUUAA